Moneuplotes crassus is the source of this 1260-nucleotide messenger RNA. Lineage: Eukaryota; Ciliophora; Spirotrichea; Euplotida; Euplotidae. The record is from the annotation of a GenBank genome assembly.
AUGGAAUUCAAAACUAAUCUGUCCAAAUUACUUAGAUCAAAAGCUGUCGUAAAGUUCCCUAAGGAAAAUAAAGCUGAUGAAGACUGCUUCAUAGCUAAAAUACUUCCAAUGAAUGUGGUUGGGUAUGGAGUGAUGGAUGAUCUCAAUACAGUUAUAGAUAAAAUGGGAGAUGCUAGUUCUUUUGCUCAAGGUAUUCAUAUCCCAAUAACAACCUCUUCAAAUUUCAAAUCAAGUGAAUAUGUCUUGUACCUUAAAGUUCAAGGACAUACAUGAUACGGACUGAUAAAAACUGGCUAUAAAAAUCUCUUUGUCAGAGAAUAUUCAACAUCAUCAAUGAUAAACAUCAGGCCUCUCUGAAUCCUAGAUUUCUAUGUUAACGAAAAAUGACAAAGAUCAGGUCACGGAAGAGACUUGUUCGAAUGUGUGUUAAAAACCGAGAAGAUAGAACCAAAGAUGCUUGCUUAUGAUCGUCCUUCUUUUAAAUAUUUAUCAUUUUUGAAGAAAUACUAUGGUCUGGAGGAUUACUUCCCUCAGAGCAAUAAUUUUGUUGUCUUCAAGGAAUAUUUUGAUGCUCUUUCAGAACAAAACGAAAUUAAGAAGAAAGAAAAAGAAGUGUAUAAUGUUGAAAGGAGUAAAUAUUUCAACCCAUACGAUACUCAUGGGUAUAUUGGCCAGGCUCAGAGAAAGGGAGCAGGCGUCUUUUCUGCACUUGGCUCUCAGAUAAUGACCAGGACUGAUUCAGUUCAUACAAAUAGAAAUCAUACAUCUCCUUAUGAAAAAUUUCAAGGGACAACUAGAAGAACUCCAGGAUAUUCACAGAAUAAUUUUCAUAAGGCUCCUUCUCUGAUAGAUAACUCUAAAAACACUUUCACUAGAAAGGGAACUGUGAACAUGGAAGAAGCCAAGAUUCCCAUUCCUAGAAGAGAUGAAAGGUUAGGCAAAAAGUUUACUGAAUCAAAAUAAAGAACAAGAGGCUUCUAGAUCAAUGGUUGGGAUGAUAAGACAGACAGGAGUUGUCCCUCAGAAAUCAAAGCAUUUAAUGAAAUUCUCUGUAGCAGAUAGGAAUAAUAAACUUCUAAAAAGAGAUGUCCAAAAUUCUGACCAUCUGGAUAUGUAUACAAGUACUGUGAACAGAACAAAUGCAAGAGUAAAUAUUGAUAUGCAAAGUCAUCGUGUGGUUGGCAAGCCAGUUCAAGGCUUAUCAAUUCCUUUCAUGUGGCAUUAGAGAUAGAACCCUUUCAUAUAUUAUUUCAAUUUUUA